AUGAACCAAGACGCUAAGAAAAUCGCGAACAGCCUCUACGGAAGAGUAAACGCGCCGCCUGUCGAAAGAUGUCGAGUUAACUUUUGCACAGACUUAGAAAAGUCAGUUUUGAUGAGCAACUUCGAGAGGCGGGCAUGGAACCAAGUUGGACCCGACGAUGAAUGGAACUUCUACUGGGCCUCUACGCAGACGUGCCGGAACUUGUUCAGCGUUGAGAGCGGAUACCGGAUGAAUGACAACCAAAUAAUAAAUCACUUCCCAAACCACUACGAACUGUCGCGCAAAGACUUGCUUGUGAAAAAUAUAAAGCGAUACAGAAAAGAGCUCGAAAGGGAAGGCAAUCCUUUGGCUGAGAAAGCCGAGGUCGCCAUGCACGGAGGUCAAGUGGUAACUCGGUACGUUCAUCUAGACUUCGUACCUGUUACGUUUGUGCUGCCCGCCGACUACAACAUGUUUGUCGAGGAAUAUCGUAAAUCACCGCAAAGCACCUGGAUCAUGAAGCCGUGUGGAAAAUCUCAGGGAACGGGAAUUUUUCUCAUAAACAAGCUAUCUAAAUUGAAGAAAUGGUCGCGUGAAGCUAAAACGCCGUUCCACCCACAAUUAAGUAAAGAAAGUUACGUUAUAUCGCGUUACAUAGACAAUCCCUUACUAAUAGGGGGCAAAAAGUUUGACCUGAGACUUUACGUGUUGGUUACUUCUUUCCGACCUCUGAAGGCUUAUCUUUUCCAACUCGGCUUUUGUAGGUUUUGUACGGUGAAGUACGACACCAGUGUUACGGAGUUAGAUAAUAUGUACGUACAUCUAACUAACGUCAGUGUGCAGAAACAUGGCGGCGAUUAUAAUAAUAUACAUGGAGGGAAGAUGACGGUGCAGAAUCUACGCUUGUAUUUAGAGGGAACGCAAGGCAGAGCGGUCACUGAGAAAUUGUUUGCGGCGAUGCAAUGGUUGAUAGUGCAUUCUUUGAAGGCUGUUUCCUCUGUGAUGGCGAAUGAUAGACAUUGUUUUGAGUGUUAUGGCUAUGACAUUAUAAUUGACAAUCAAUUGAAGCCGUGGUUAGUUGAAGUGAACGCGUCUCCUUCACUUACAUCAACAACUGUUAACGACAGGAUAUUGAAAUACAAGUUGAUAGAUAACAUCUUAUCUGUUGUGUUGCCUCCUGACGGUGUACCGGACGUACGAUGGAACAAAAUACCGAAUGCUGAAGCUCUUGGUAAUUUUGACCUUCUUAUCGACGAAGAGUUGUUAGAGAAAGAAGAGUCAUCGUCGCACGGUCGUGCAGUGAAAACAAAGUAUAAGUGA
This is a messenger RNA of Spodoptera littoralis (African cotton leafworm), 1299 nucleotides long. The record is from the annotation of a GenBank genome assembly. Lineage: Eukaryota; Metazoa; Arthropoda; Insecta; Lepidoptera; Noctuidae.